GUUUUUAUCGAUGCUUGUUUCGGGGAAGGCGAGCUGUACGUACGCUUUGGUUUGAAAACAACAUUUCUUACGUAAAGCGCGCUAUUGUUGGAUUUGACGCGUUUUAAAUGAAACUUGUAAGAGUUAAUCACUUACUGAACGGACGUUUACAAGACUCUUUCACAGCAGUGCCAUGAUUGAUUUUUGAUGUUUAUGAAAAUGAGGCUAUGAGGGAGACUGUCUCUUUGAUGACGUCCACUAUAAAGCUGAUCCACAACUCGUGUUUUCUGAAGAUUUAUGAACAAUCCUGUACCAUCUAAUAAGAGAUACCAGCCAACAGAAUAUGAACAUGCUGCUAACUGCGCCACACAUGCACUCUGGAUCAUUCCCAGUAUUGUGGGCGGGGUCUUGUUAUACUUUUUAUCUGAUGACCAUUGGGAGGAGAUUUCAGCAUGGCUUUAUGGGGCAGGGCUAUCAAGCCUAUUCAUCAUAUCCACAGUGUUCCACACAGUCUCCUGGAAAAAGAGUAAUCUCCGAUCCGUUGAGCACUGCUUCCACAUGUGCGACAGAAUGGUGAUCUAUUUCUUCAUCGCUGCAUCCUACACGCCUUGGCUCACACUGCGGGAGCUUGGUCCAUGGGCUGCCCACAUGCGUUGGGUUGUCUGGGUGAUGGCCUCUGGAGGAACGUCCUACGUAUUCUUCUUUCAUGAGAGGUUUAAAGUUGUAGAGCUGAUUUGUUACAUAACAAUGGGCAUUUUUCCAGCCCUUGUCAUCCUCUCUAUGGCAGACAGGUCUGGUUUGUGUGAGCUGGUAGCUGGUGGUGGAUGUUACAUAUUAGGCAUGGUGUUCUUUAAAAGCGAUGGAAUAGUUCCCUUUGCUCAUGCUAUAUGGCACAUCUUUGUUGCCAUGGGAGCAGGCAUCCAUUACUAUGCCAUCUGGAAGUACCUGUACACGCCUGUCAAUCAACCAACUAGUAUGGCCCGGUGACACACACAAGCAUACACCCACCCACAAAAUCUAAAUUACUAAAAAUGUUACUACUGUAGAAACAAUAUGAUUUAAUUUAUAAUGAGAGAUACAGUUUUUUUUUUUUGUCUGUUCUUUUUGCUAGCCAACAGUUUGACCAAUAUUUUUAAGACUCAUUAAUAGGUCUCUAACUAGCACAUACAACAAAAAUUGCAACUUUUUCAGACUACAGACAUUAGUCAUGUCAUUAGUCAGGUCAUUUUUGACCGGAUGCUGUGUGUAAUCCAAACUGAUAGAGGAUCCAGAGCACAAGUGUUUCUGGAAAAUUCUUUGUACGUAUUAAAUUAAAGUUUACAGUUUUUUAUAGGUACUACUGAGAAAAUGUAAAAUCACUGCCAGAUAUUUGUAAAAGUACUGUAGAGACUACAGUUAAAGGGUAUUUCUGUAGUAUUUUUAAACUUGGGAUAAAUUCCACUUAUGCGACUCCCAAUGGGGGGAUAUUCUUGCUUCUGUCCAUAACAGAAAAGGAAUAAGUUUAUAUUACUGUAAACCCCGAACACUAACAAAACUCUAGGCUUUAACUGGCUAUAGUUAUAGUGUACAGAGUGAAAUCACAUUUCUGGAUGUGUAAUAUCUUUGGGAACUGCCACAAGUGCUUAAUGACAAUGUCCAGGCAAGUCUUUGCCCAGACAGCUUGUCUGAUUUCAUGGCUUGAAUAAUAGGAUCAUCGUAUUUCAAACCAAACCAUAUUAAACUGGUCUUGAUUGAGUAUAAGGAGACUUGUGUUGGACUUUCAACAAAUGCCCAUUUUAAUGUGUUCAAAAAGUGUUUUUCUCUAUCCUACCGCUAUGCGUUAAAUGGGCGAUUGUAAAAUUGCUCUAUCACAGUACUGUGCAAACAUUUUAGGCACUUGUGAAAAAGAGUUUUGAUUUAUCAAUUAACGUCAUACAAAGUGCAAUAAACAUAAAUAAAAGCUAAAAUAAUAUUUUGUGUGACCACCCUUGUCAUCAAAACAGCACCAAUUCUCUUGGGUACACCUGGACACAGUUUUUUAAG
Molecule: messenger RNA, 2001 nt
Organism: Xyrauchen texanus (razorback sucker)
Lineage: Eukaryota; Metazoa; Chordata; Actinopteri; Cypriniformes; Catostomidae
Product: monocyte to macrophage differentiation factor 2-like
Exons: 8
Coding region: 277-966 (229 amino acids)
Cellular component (GO): membrane
Molecular function (GO): pore-forming activity
Source: RefSeq, a predicted model, not a curated record